Messenger RNA from Cyphomyrmex costatus, 786 nucleotides. RefSeq lists its product as uncharacterized. The record is from RefSeq and is a predicted model, not a curated record. The transcript has 4 exons. Bases 207 to 773 code for a protein of 188 amino acids. NCBI's taxonomy places the organism in Eukaryota, Metazoa, Arthropoda, Insecta, Hymenoptera, Formicidae.
ACCGCGACUAACGACGAGUGAAAUACGUGUUAUUAAAAAAACGUUAUCUUGUAACUACGAUUGUGACAGUUCAUCAUUUGCAUAAUAAUUAACAGAUAAAGUUGAAGUACACAUUUUAACGUAUUUGUUUUUUAAAAGGUACAUUGCAAAUUCGAGGAGAAACUCUUGUAUGUCAGAAAUCUUUUAUUAGUGGAGCAACCAUUAAAAUGGAGAAAAAUGAUAAUGAUAACGAAGAGAGUAACGCUAAAAGGGAGAAGCUACCUUUUGGUAGUAAAGAGAAUAUGAUCACGGUAUUAAAUGAUCUCUUUAAAUAUGGACAUCAGAAUCUUCCUUUUAGUAGCGUUCUGGGCAUGUCUACGGACGAAUGUCGAUCUAAUAUUGAUUCGGCGUUCAAAUUGACACAGACUUUUCUUAAGGACAAGCCUUCGGUAGUUGGUUGGUUACACAGUAAUUUGUUCAAAGAAUCUGAAUAUAAUAUACCUAUGGCAUUGUUAUUCAUUGCAUUAUACGAACAGCAGUCAUUGCCUCAGAAGAAGAUAGAAUGUGAUUUUAGCGAAGUGUAUCACUUCCUUUAUAAAAUGAUGACGAAUCAGCCGGCACCGCAGCUUUCUAGUAAUUCUGCGACCGUUUUACACAGAUUAUUAUCAGAAUUAAUAGAGGAAGUGUGGCCGAACAAACAACUGGACCUUCUAAGAUAUCUAAGUCAAAUACAUAUCUACAGCAGAACGCCAGUCAGAAGAACAUAUUCACGAAAAAAGAAUGAUGCUGCAUAGAACAAAAACAGCA